This is a messenger RNA of Tachysurus vachellii, 2307 nucleotides long. It is a transcript of the gene gmfb, whose product is annotated as glia maturation factor, beta. Gene Ontology annotation, biological process: actin filament debranching; negative regulation of Arp2/3 complex-mediated actin nucleation. NCBI's taxonomy places the organism in Eukaryota, Metazoa, Chordata, Actinopteri, Siluriformes, Bagridae. Gene Ontology annotation, cellular component: actin cortical patch. The record is from RefSeq and is a predicted model, not a curated record. Bases 137 to 565 code for a protein of 142 amino acids. Gene Ontology annotation, molecular function: Arp2/3 complex binding; actin binding. The transcript is spliced from 7 exons.
UGAGUGUACCCAACGCGUAUGACGUCACGGUGGUGGUGGGGCAGCGUGCUCUCUGAUUGGCUGGGGUGGAGUCACGAGACUGGGAAGGGAAGAGGAAAGAAACAGAUUGAGUAGCGCUGUGUGAAUCUGCUGUAAAAUGAGUGAGUCUUUAGUUGUGUGUGAGGUGGAUGGAGACCUUGUGAAGAAGCUGAGGGAUUUCCGCUUCAGGAAAGAGACCAGUAACGCUGCCAUCAUCAUGAAGAUUGAUAAAGAUCGACAGCUGGUGGUCUUGGAUGAGGAGUAUGAAGACAUUUCUCCUGAUGAACUGAAGGAUGAACUGCCAGAGAGACAGCCUAGAUUUGUAGUAUACAGUUAUAAAUAUCAACAUGAUGAUGGACGAGUGUCGUAUCCCCUCUGCUUUAUUUUCUCCAGCCCAGUUGGCUGUAAACCAGAGCAGCAGAUGAUGUACGCUGGAAGUAAAAACAAACUGGUUCAGACGGUGGAACUCACCAAGGUGUUUGAGAUCAGAAACACAGAGGAUCUGACAGAGGAGUGGCUAAGGGAGAAACUCGGCUUCUUUCGUUAAAAAAACGUCCAAUCCUAUUUCAGCAAUGAUGAACACAAGGCUUUAUGUCGCCUCAGAGAGGAAACCAUCAUCCAUUUAACACUAACCCGUGUUUGUUUGUGUGUGUUUGUUUGUGUGUUUUUAUAAAGAAUGCUACGCAGAUAACAGAAUCUGACUCUGACCACACUUCCACAUGUCUUACAAACACCUAAAAUUUCAUAAAUCUUUCACAUUUUCAUUUAGUUUUUUAGGAAAAGUUUAAACAUGGCAUUCCACAUGUGAGCAGAGAGUGAUAAACAAACUCCUCACUGAUGUAGGUUAUCGUGUUAGUCACAGUUCUCUCAAUAACAUCACUGACUGAAGACGUGCGUCUGUGUCCCAGUUGCUCAUUACAUGUAAAGAAACCAAACCUGCACACUUACACACUCGUAUCAGUAUUGGAAUCUCCGACGCUGCCAGUGCACUAUGGUAAUACAUGCAGAGAACAUGCACCAUGUGUACUCUAACAGCAGAUAACCAUCAAAUAUAAAUGCUUUAGUUUGGGACACAGCCAAAGAAACCGAACGCAACGAAAAGUGUGUGUGUGUGCGCACGAAAGGGUAUGCGUGCAAGCAUGCAUGUGUGCGCUCUUGGUAAAAAAAAACACUGCAGCUUUCGGCCAAUCAGAAUGCACAAUACUUCACUAAACCAGGGACAUUUAACAUGAGCCAAUAUCUAAGAUGUUAGAGCAAAAUAUUUUUCAAAAUUAGUCAAAAUUGCAGAAAUAAGUACACUAAGAAAAGUGGGAGAUACUUGAGAGCUAGUGACACUAGACAUUGAGGAAGAAAAUAAGGAACAUUUCAGAGCUAGGGAAAGUAAAUCAGCAAGAAUAACGGAAGAAAUGUAAAGGUGUAAAGGUUUAUAUUGUGAGGAAGUGGAUAAGAAAGUGAUUUGUUGUAUACCAUUGGACUAAAAUGCCCCCUCAGUUCCCAAGAGCCCUAGCAUUGUUCCCUUCCUUUUAGUGCCCUUUAUUACAACCUGAGAGAAGAGAUUGAAUCAUGCCCCCUUGUUAUUAAUGUGAGUGAUAGAGUUCCAGAAUUACUGAUUGUAUCCAAUCCUGUGUCACUCUGUGAUGUAAUCUGAUUUACCUUUCCCAGUUUAUCAUGGAUAACACAGACAGGCUACAUGAACACUGGAAGUCUUAUUGACCACAGGCUGCAACUGUAGUGUUUGGGAUGGAGCCAAGAUUUGGUGCACUGUGUUAGUGUAGCGGCUCAGAUUUAUCCAUUACAUUCCAGAUAAAUCACAUGUACUGUUCAUUAUCUCUUGUGAUGCUAAAUGUGAUUACUGAGAUAUGCAGGUCUACAGCAUUAGUAUUUAUAUGGUUAUAGCACAGUUAUAACACUAAUUAAACACCACAUUCCAGCUCAUCUGACUAAACACAGGCAUUUAAAUCAUCUUCGUCUGCCCCCUCUCUCUCUCUCUCUCUCUCUCUCUCUCUCUCACUCACACACAGAGUAUCGUUUCUGUCUGAUCCAGUCAAUAAAAUAUUCUCUUUAUAUAAUAAACCAUACAAUGAUGUCAGUCUUUAAACCUGUGAAUGUGAUUAGAUUCAAAGAAAAUAGUGAUUUGUGUGUUUUUUACCUUUCAGGUGUUUUGGGUUUUAAAUGUUUGUGAUGUUUAGAAUAUUUCAGUCUUUGGCUUGUGAAUAUUUGUACUUUUCCAUGGUUUCUACAAUGUCUUAUGUAUCCACUGUUCCCAAUAAAACUACAGCUCAUGACAAA